Salvia splendens (bonfire salvia) is the source of this 2569-nucleotide messenger RNA. RefSeq lists its product as uncharacterized. The record is from RefSeq and is a predicted model, not a curated record. NCBI's taxonomy places the organism in Eukaryota, Viridiplantae, Streptophyta, Magnoliopsida, Lamiales, Lamiaceae. The transcript has 2 exons. The coding region runs from base 374 to 2392 and encodes 672 amino acids.
UUUAUCAAUAUCCAGGCACUAGUGGACAGCUCUCUCUUGUCUCUCACACACAUACAUGGCUGACUUGAUUUGAGAUCUAUUUCACGCAUUCUGGCAUCAAAUCAGCAUCCUCAUUGCUCCCAUUUAUUUUCUGAAAAUCUCCUUUGACCUUACUCGCUCGCCACCCACCGAUUGCUCCACAAAAUCUCUCUUCCUUUCCACACUAUCUAAGUAACCUAUCGAUUACUCAUCACAUUACCUUUUCUUCCAGCUCUACCAUAAACACUGCUGCAAAAAACCACACCUUUUACAUCGUCAACACAGGGAUCUUCAGUCUUAGCUCAUCACGAAUUGGAGAUUUUUUUCUCUGUGUGGUUCGAGUUCAGUGGGGAUCAUGUUCAAGCAAUCGCCUCGUAGAAACCAGAGGAAUAAAGGGAUCAAAGUGAAGCAUGUAUUGCAGAUAAGUCUGCUUCUUGGAGUUGGGAUCUGGUUGCUUUACCAGGUGCAGCAAUCUCGCACUAAGAAGCUGGCUCUAGAAACCACGGAUGUUUCAGGAAAGAUACAGGAUGGGGCCGAUAAUAUCAAGCUAGGGCGGAAGGAUCUCCAACCGAGGAUAGAUGGUGAAGACGAGAGGCCAAGAGAGGAUCAGUCGGAGGAACAAGAGCAGUUUGAUGAUGAAAACAAGCCAGAUGACCGUUGGCAGGAGAAGGAGAAGCCAGCAGGAGAGAGUGAGAGUGAAGGUGAUGGAAAUGACGGAGUAGGGGAUAGUAGGAGCGAUGGUGAGGAGAAGGAAGUGAAGGGAGGUGAAGAGAAUGAGAAUGGUGAAGGUGAUGUCAAAGAAAAUGGGGACAGCUCUGAAAAUGGAAGUGUGAGUAAUGAGGAGAAAGAAAAUGGUGGUAGUGAAGGGGAUAUAAAAGAGUUUACAAGUGAAAAGAAAUCGGAGGAGAAUGAGAGCUCAACUGAAGGAAUUACGGAGAAUGUGAGUCUGGACAAGAGUGAAGAUACGACACAACAGAACAACAGCGAGGAGGAGAACAAAACUGAAGAAACUGCGGGGCAGAAUGAGAGCACAGAGAAUAAGGGUGAAGAAACAACGGGGCAGAAUGAGAGCACAGAGAAUAAGGGUGAAGAAACAACGGGGCAGAAUGAGAGCACAGAGAAUAAGGGUGAGGAAACAACGGGACAGAAUGAGAGCAGUGAGAAUAAGGGUGAGGAAAUAACAGGACUGAAUGAGAGCAGUGAGAACAAGAGUGAGGAAACAACGAGGCAGAACGAGAGUGGUGAGAACAAGAGUGAGGAAACAACGGGGCAGAACGAGAGUGGUGAGAAUAAGAGUGAGGAAACGACGGGGCAGAAUGAGAGCACCGAUAAUAAGAGUGAGGAAACCACGGGACAGAAUGAGAUCACCGAGAAAAAGAGUGAAGAAACCGAGGGACAGAAUGAGAACACCAAUAAGAGUGAGGAAAUAACGGGGCAGAAUGAGAGCAGUGAGAAUAAGAGUGAGGAAACAACUGGACAGAAUGAGAGCAGUGAGAACAAGAGUGACGAAACAACGGGGCAGAAUGAGAGCAGUGAGAAUAAGAGUGAGGAAACAAGGGGGCAGAAUGAAAGCACUGGGAACAAGGCUGAGGAAACGACAGGGAAGAAUGAGAGCACCGAGAACAAGACUGAGGGAACUACAGGCCAGAAUGAGAGCAGUGAGAAAAAGAGUGAAGAAGCCGAGGGACAGAAUGAGAACACCAAUAAGAGUGAGGAAACAACGGGGCAGAAUGAGAGCAGUGAGAACAAGACUGAGGAAACAACGGGGCAGAAUGAGAGCGGUGAGAACAUGACUGAGGAAACGACAGGACAGAAUGAGAGCACCGAAAAUAAAACUGAGGAAUCAACAGGGCAGAAUGUGAGCACUGAGAAGAAGACUGAGGAAACAACGGGGCAGAAUGAAAGCACCGAGAACAAGACUGAGGAAACGACAGGGCAGAAUGAGAGCACCGAGAACAAGACUGAGGAAACUACAGGCCAGAAUGAGAGCACCGAAAACAAGACUGAGGAAACGUCAGGCCAGAAUGAGAGCACCGAGAACAAGGCUGAGGAAACGAUGGGGCAGAAUGAGAACACAGAGAAGAAAGCUGAGGAAACAAGCGGUGAUAAUGAGAAGAAAGAGAGAACCAGUGAAGGGCAGAAUGAGAACAAAAGUGAAGAGGGUGAGGGUGUGGGUUCAAAUGAGACUCCUAACACCACCGAAAGCAAUUCUGUAGAGAGUGGUAGUAGCACUUCGUACAACGACAGCAAUGGCAGUGAUGCUGCUGGAGAAAGCAAAUCAUCCACACUUCCUCAAGAAGACAAAGAGGCUAAUACGAACAUUGACACCCUUGCACAAGGAGGAGAAUCCAACAACCAUGAGGCCACUGCUUGAGGCCACUGCCAUGUGAUGUUAGUUUGUACUUGACAUGGCUUCUUCUUUUGUUGGUUUAGAUUCUUUAUCCUCUUUCCUUUGUUAGAUAUCUUGCAAAAGCAAUGCUUGUACUAUUUGUAUCAUUACAUACUGCUGAGACUUAUCAAGCAGCAUGAGGUAUCCAAGUUGUUUUGCUCA